AUGUGCGCGCACUUGGCGCUGCCCCCGUACCCCGCGUACCCCGGCGGGGCUGCCAGGGGGUACCUGGAGCUCUACUGGAACGCGGCGGGGGACGCAGGACAAGCGCCCACGGCGGCUGGGGCCAGGCACUCUCCGGAGGCAGCGGGGAGGAGGCACACAGCAGAAGUAUCCCCAGCUUCAUCCAGUUCUGGGAAUUUCAGCCAAUUCACACCAGAUUCAGCUACCAGUCCACAUUCCUCAUCCUCAUCCCCACAGCCUACAGCUAAGUCUCAGAAGGGCAAAGAAUAUGGCGUGGAGGGGAUCAGGAAGACCAAGAGCCGGACAGCUUUCUCCAAGGAGCAGCUGCUAACCCUGCACCAGCGCUUCCAGAGCCAGAAGUACCUCAGCCCCCAGCAGAUCCGGGAGCUGGCUGUUGCCCUGGGGCUCACCUACAAGCAGGUGAAGACUUGGUUCCAGAACCGGAGGAUGAAGCUGAAAAGGUGCCAGAAGCAGAGCCUGUGGAGCGAACGUGCUCAGUGUCUCACGCAAAGUGGCUUCCAGAGCGGUACUUACCUGGAUGUGCACCCCAAAUUCCACCAGGGCUACCCCAUCACCACAGCUGGCAACAUCCAAACCAUGCCUGCCCCCUGUCAGCACUAUGGAGCUGGGCAGAACGCUUACACAAUUGUGACCAGCGAGGAUGGAGGAGUCUUUGGCAAAGGCGGGGGGACCUGCAGUGUCCAGCAGACAGUGGGCUUCAUUGCCCAGCACAAAGUAGACUUUUACCACAGCUAUCCUGGCAAUGUGGAAUAUCCAGGCUCAAAGACAGCUGAUGGCUGUAAUUUGCACCACUCAGCCACUAUGGGGGCUCCUUUCCCAACUGCUGCCAGCCAUCAUCUUUAUCAUUCCUAAGCACUGUGGAUGUGGGGUACUUGGGCAGCCAGGAAUCAAAUCUUAUUCUCAUCUCUCCCUUUGUUAUUGGUGUGCUGGCCACCUCAGGGACACCUUGUAGCUAAAACCUGUUUUGGCAUCCAGAUGUGUGCCUGCAGACAUGCAGCUGUGCAGAGACCCGUUUGCCCAGGUACACGCACACAGAGCCCUUCAUUUCUGUGCCUGUACACGUGCACACACACAUUCCUUUCUUGAUUGGCACAGAUAACCAAGCUCCCUUAUAGCAAAGCCUAAGAUCUGGCUACCCAGCCUAUGCCCUGGGUCUUCUUAAUUUUGGAUCUUAUAACUUGUUUAAGGGGAAGCACAGAUUCCUUUGGGAAUCUCAUUUUUAUGUAUCGCUGUACAGUUGUGUGCACAUAAUACAUGAAGCCAGGGGCUGUGUGGAGAGGUGCUGGUCACGUACCUUUAACUGAAGUUGGCGAAGUUACUGCCACGUGCCAGUUAUCCAUUUGAAGUGUAAACCAUCAGUUCUGUAUAUCAGCCAUGAGGUGAAGUGAUGAAGUGUCUAAUGAAGGGAAUUGUGACAAGUAGCUUGCAGAAAGGCUGGUAAGAUGAUCUUAUAAGCUCGUCCUUGUAGUCUGUAUCUUUCUGUGCUUCCCCCUGAGGAAACCUAACAGUGCAUUCAAUCUGGCAAAUAAAAAAAGAGUACUUUUUAAGAUGCAUUAUGUAUUUUUAUAUAUCUCUUUUUUCCCACUGCAAUAGAGCAUUGCAAUAUAAAAAACAGAUGGAACAUAAAUAGCCAUAGCAGCCGUAUGCAUUGUUAUUUGAUGCUGAAAAUAUAAAUGGAAAUUUUUCUGUAUUAUUAAUGGAUCAGCUUCAUGGCCCUUGGCAAUGCCAGAUAAGUCAAAGAAACAGGUGAGUAACUAUUACCUACCUUAAGAAUUUUCCAUAUCCAGCAGUAUUGAAUAUGGGGACUGUCAUGGAGGUACUGUAAUUUCUAAACUUGACUAUGUAAGUGCCUAAGUACCUAGA
Messenger RNA from Vidua chalybeata, 1902 nucleotides. Its product is annotated as homeobox protein NANOG-like. Gene Ontology annotation, biological process: regulation of transcription by RNA polymerase II. The record is from RefSeq and is a predicted model, not a curated record. The transcript is spliced from 4 exons. Gene Ontology annotation, molecular function: RNA polymerase II cis-regulatory region sequence-specific DNA binding; DNA-binding transcription factor activity, RNA polymerase II-specific. NCBI's taxonomy places the organism in Eukaryota, Metazoa, Chordata, Aves, Passeriformes, Viduidae. The coding region runs from base 1 to 891 and encodes 296 amino acids.